CCACGGCCUUUGAUGAACAUAUACUGAAGACUAUUUGCCAAUGUUUACUGACUGUUUACUGUUUGUUGAAAAUUUUAGUUCAAGGCGAAGAGAAAUGAAACACGACUAAGAUGGCGUUUAAAAGGAACUUUUUUUGGUUGCUAUUGUUGAUCAUUUCAGUGUUUUGGAUAAAGACUGCAGCUGCGGAUGUUGAUGAAUGCGCAAACAAAACCCAAAAUACUUGUCAUGAAAAUGCACAAUGUACGAAUACGGUGGGAUCAUAUACCUGUGCUUGCAACACUGGAUAUACUGGUAAUGGUGUAAAAUGUGAUGACAUUGAUGAAUGCGCAAACAAAACCCAAAAUACAUGUCAUGAAAAUGCACAAUGUACGAAUACGGUGGGAUCAUAUACCUGUGGUUGCAACAAGGGAUAUACUGGUAAUGGUGUAAAAUGUGAUGACAUUGAUGAAUGCGCAAACAAAACCCAAAAUACUUGUCAUGAAAAAGCACAAUGUACGAAUACGGUGGGAUCAUAUACCUGUGGUUGCAACAAUGGAUAUACUGGUAAUGGUGUAAAAUGUGAUGACAUUGAUGAAUGCGCAAACAAAACCAAGAAUACUUGUCAUGAAAAUGCACAAUGUACGAAUACGGUGGGGUCUUAUACCUGUGCUUGCAACAAUGGAUAUACUGGUAAUGGUGUAAAAUGUGAUGACAUUGAUGAAUGCGCAAACAAAACCCAAAACACAUGUCAUGAAAAUGCACAAUGUAUGAAUACCGUGGGAUCAUAUACCUGUGCUUGCAACAAUGGUUAUACUGGUAAUGGUGUAAAAUGUGAUGACAUUGAUGAAUGCGCAAACAAAACCCAAAAUACAUGUCAUGAAAAUGCACAAUGUACGAAUACGGUGGGAUCAUAUACCUGUGGUUGCAACAAUGGAUAUACUGGUAAUGGUGUAAAAUGUGAUGACAUUGAUGAAUGCGCAAACAAAACCAAGAAUACUUGUCAUGAAAAUGCACAAUGUACGAAUACGGUGGGGUCUUAUACCUGUGCUUGCAACAAUGGAUAUACUGGUAAUGGUGUAAAAUGUGAUGACAUUGAUGAAUGCGCAAACAAAACCCAAAAUACAUGUCAUGAAAAUGCACAAUGUAUGAAUACCGUGGGAUCAUAUACCUGUGCUUGCAACAAUGGUUAUACUGGUAAUGGUGUAAAAUGUGAUGACAUUGAUGAAUGCGCAAACAAAACCCAAAAUACAUGUCAUGAAAAUGCACAAUGUACGAAUACGGUGGGAUCAUAUACCUGUGCUUGCAACACUGGAUAUACUGGUAAUGGUGUAAAAUGUGAUGACAUUGAUGAAUGCGCAAACAAAACCCAAAAUACAUGUCAUGAAAAUGCACAAUGUAUGAAUACCAUGGGAUCAUAUACCUGUGCUUGCAACAAUGGUUAUACUGGUAAUGGUGUAAAAUGUGAUGACAUUGAUGAAUGCGCAAACAAAACCCAAAAUACAUGUCAUGAAAAUGCACAAUGUAUGAAUACGGUGGGAUCAUAUACCUGUGGUUGCAACAAUGGAUAUACUGGUAAUGGUGUAAAAUGUGAUGACAUUGAUGAAUGCGCAAACAAAACCAAGAAUACUUGUCAUGAAAAUGCACAAUGUACGAAUACGGUGGGAUCAUAUACCUGUGCUUGCAACAAUGGUUAUACUGGUAAUGGUGUAAAAUGUGAUGACAUUGAUGAAUGCGCAAACAAAACCCAAAAUACUUGUCAUGAAAAUGCACAAUGUACGAAUACGGUGGGAUCAUAUACCUGUGGUUGCAACAAUGGAUAUACUGGUAAUGGUGUAAAAUGUGAUGACAUUAAUGAAUGCGCGAACAGCAACCUGAAUAAUUGUGAUCAAAAUGCUUUUUGUAACAAUACGGCUGGAUUUUACAACUGUACUUGCAACAACGGAUAUAGUGGUAAUGGCACAACAUGUACUGACAUUGAUGAAUGUGCAAAAAAGCCUUGUCAUAAAGAUGCUUAUUGUAACAAUACGAUUGGAUCCUACAACUGCACUUGCCACAAAGGAUACGUUGCUCAUGGUAAAGUAUGUAAGGGCCCUCCAGUGUUUAAUAGAAAACCAGAAAAUAAAACUGUGAAAGAAGGAAGUAUGAAUGUUAGUUUCAAUUGUAAUGCUACAAGUUUUCCAACUCCAAAACUGGCGUGGCUCAAGGAUGGUAAAGUUAUCAAGCAAAACUCUACGAAUUUCGUACUGAGUAAAGACAUGGGAACCCUAACAAUAAGAAAAGUUCGGAAAAGCGACGCUGGAUUAUAUGUUUGCAACGCAACGAAUGAGGUCAAAUCUGUUGCAGUGGAUGCUUAUCUCAACGUGCUAUUUGAUCCUGAUGUUACUCUCUCGCCAACACCCAGCCAAGAGAUACAAUACCAAAAGACAGCAACAUUCACCUGCAUUUUUGAUGGAAAUCCUGCUCCAAAAAUUUCCUGGAGUUUUACAAACACUUCCCUACUUAAUUCUGCAAACAUGAAUUUACCCAAUUCUACCAAUAAUACUUCAACUAAUUCAACGAACACUCCUCCAACCAAUUCUACAAAAAAUCCUGUAUCUAAUUCAACAAACAGUCAUUCAUCCAAUUUUACGUAUACUCCCCCAACCAAUUCUACAAAAAAUCCUGUAUCAAAUUCAACAAACGGUCAUUCACCCAAUUCUACACACACUUCUCCGGUCAAUUCUACGAAUAUUCCUGUGUCAGACAGCAAUUUACACAAUUCUACAGAAAAUUCUCUGAGCAAUCAUAUUACCACUCUCCUGACUAACUCUAUAAAAUAUGGUAUAAAUACCAAUGGGAAUAAAAGCAUCUUGAUUGUUAGAAAUUUAACAAGGAAUGAUUCUGGGAAUUACACGUGUUUUGCAAAAAAUUCUGUUGGCAUCGACUCAGAAACAUCACAAUUGAUAGUACUCAGUCCACCUGAUGCACCUAUCAACCUGACAGUGAUUAAUAAAACCAAGAAUUCAAUAUCCAUUCGCUGGAGAAAAGGUUUAUUUAAUGGCAACCGUCCUGUUAAAAGUUUCAGUGUUCAAGUCAUUGACAAAAACACCACGAAACCAGUCUUUUGCUUGAUUUCGCCGAAUAAAACUUCUACAUUGUGUACUUCCUUGAAUCCAAACUGGACAUUUGUAGAACUAAAAAUAUUUACAACAUAUAAUUUUACCAUAUGUUCCAUCAACUCUAUUGGAGAAACCUGCACGGAUGGAAAAUUCAGUGUGACGACCUCACAAGAUGCACCUGGAAAACCACGUGAUCUUACUGUUAUACUCACUUCGUCUUCGUCCGAAAGUCUUUAUAUAUCUUGGAAACCACCUGCAAUUUUAAAUGGUAUCAUUACAAUAUAUGAAUUGAGAUUGUGUCUAAUUCGCAAUGGAAAUGGAAAAGACUUUGAGCCUUGUGUCAGUUUGUCUAACAUCACCUUACCAGCGAACGCGCGUAACUUUAAUGCCAGUAAACUGUGUGCUUACUGUAAUUACCGUAUUCAACUCAGAGCAAAAACAAUCAAAUUUGGAGAGUUUGCGUCAGCAACAGGAAGAACGAAUGAAAGCGUGCCCAGUCAACCCACGAAUGUCAAGUUAACUCCGUUGCCACACCAUGGGUUGCAACUUUCUUGGGAAGCACCGUCCAAUAAGAAUGGUGAUUUAACUGGUUAUAACAUCACUUGGAAAAUCGUGCGCAAUGACACUAAUCAUACUGUUGAUGGUGAUUUGAAAACGAAGAUUGUUAAAGAUGAUGUGUUAUCAUUUGAUAUACCAAAUCCGAUGGCCUAUACCGAGUACAUUGUCACCGUGAAUGCUGUAAACGGCGCGGGAAAUGGUUUAAUGGUAACCAAAAAAGCUCGUACUAACGAACACGUUCCUAGUGCCCCCACCAGUGUUAAGAUAAUUUCUGUGUCGUCAUCGCAACUCAACAUCAAAUGGCAACCACCAGCCGAUCCCAACGGGGUCAUCACUGGAUAUUAUAUAACAUGGAGGAUGAUUAAGAACGACUUGGAUCAAUCUGAUACUAACAACGUUUUCAAUAGUACUUCACUGAGCGCAAAAACCAGGAUGUACCCGAUACAGAAAUUAGCACCUUAUUCAGAGUACAACGUUUCUAUAAAUGCUAUGACUAGUUUUGGAAAUGGUUCUAAAGUUUAUGUCACAUCUCGUACCAAUGAAUCACUACCUGGUGAACCAGGAAGUGUUCAGCUGAUACCAGUUUCAGCAACUGUACUCAAUCUAACUUGGAAGUCACCGUCUGAUCCUAACGGGAUAAUAAUAGGAUACCGGGUUAUUUGGGAGAUGAUAGAAGAUGACAAGAAGAACACGCCCAAACCUCAAAAUUCAACAGUAAAGAUUAUAAAUAAUGGAAGCGCAGGAUCGUAUCCAAUAGAAGGACUGGCGGCUUAUUCGGUGUACAAGGUGUCCCUAAAUGCUAUAACUAGUAUUGGAAAUGGUUCUAAAGUUAAUGUCACAUCUCGUACCAAUGAAUCACUACCUGGUGAACCAGGAAGUGUUCAGCUGAUACCAGUUUCAGCAACUGUACUCAAUCUAACUUGGAAGUCACCGUCUGAUCCUAACGGGAUAAUAAUAGGAUACCGGGUUAUUUGGGAGAUGAUAGAAGAUGACAAGAAGAACACGCCCAAACCUCAAAAUUCAACAGUAAAGAUUAUAAAUAAUGGAAGCGCAGGAUCGUAUCCAAUAGAAGGACUGGCGGCUUAUUCGGUGUACAAGGUGUCCCUAAAUGCUAUAACUAGUAUUGGAAAUGGUUCUAAAGUUAAUGUCACAUCUCGUACCAAUGAAUCACUACCUGGUGAACCAGGAAGUGUUCAGCUGAUACCAGUUUCAGCAACUGUACUCAAUCUAACUUGGAAGUCACCGUCUGAUCCUAACGGGAUAAUAAUAGGAUACCGGGUUAUUUGGGAGAUGAUAGAAGAUGACAAGAAAAACAUCUCCGUUCCUCAAAAUUCAAGAGUGAAGGUUAUAAAUAAUGGAAGCGCAGUAUCGUAUCCAAUAGAAGGACUGGCGGCUUAUUCGGUGUACAACGUGUCCCUAAAUGCUAUAACUAGUAUUGGAAAUGGUUCUAAAGUUAAUGUCACAUCUCGUACCAAUGAAUCACUACCUGGUGAACCAGGAAGUGUUCAGCUGAUACCAGUUUCAGCAAUGGUACUCAAUCUAACUUGGAAGUCACCGUCUGAUCCUAACGGGAUAAUAAUAGGAUAUCGUGUUAUUUGGGAGAUGAUAGAAGAUGACAAUAAGAACACGCACGUUCCUCGAAAUUCAAGAGUGAAGGUUAUAAAUAAUGGAAGCACAGUAUCGUAUCCAAUAGAAGGACUGGCGGCUUAUUCGGUGUACAACGUGUCCCUAAAUGCUAUAACUAGUAUUGGAAAUGGUUCUAAAGUUAAUGUCACAUCUCGUACCAAUGAAUCACUACCUGGUGAACCAGGAAGUGUUCAGCUGAUACCAGUUUCAGCAACAGUACUCAAUCUAACUUGGGAGUCACCGUCUGAUCCUAACGGAAUAAUAAUAGGAUACCGUGUUAUUUGGGAGAUGAUAGAAGAUGACAAUAAGAACACGCACGUUCCUCAAAAUUCAAGCGUGAAGAUUAUAAAUAAUAGAAGCGCAGUAUCUUAUCCAAUAGAAGGACUGGCGGCUUAUUCGGUGUACAACGUGUCCCUAAAUGCUAUAACUAGUAUUGGAAAUGGUUCUAAAGUUAAUGUCACAUCUCGUACCGAUGAAUCACUACCUGGUGAACCAGGAAGUGUUCAGCUGAUACCAGUUUCAGCAACUGUACUCAAUCUAACUUGGAAGUCACCGUCUGAUCCUAACGGGAUAAUAAUAGGAUAUCGUGUUAUUUGGGAGAUGAUAGAAGAUGACAAGAAGAACAUGUCGGUUCCUCAAAAUUCAAGAGUGAAGAUUAUAAAUAAUGGAAGCGCAGUAUCGUAUCAAAUAGAAGGAUUGGCGGCUUAUUCGGUGUACAACGUGUCCCUAAAUGCUAUAACUAGUAUUGGAAAUGGUUCUAAAGUUAAUGUCACAUCUCGUACCAAUGAAUCACUACCUGGUGAACCAGGAAGUGUUCAGCUGAUACCAGUUUCAGCAACGGUACUCAAUCUAACUUGGAAGUCACCGUCUGAUCCUAACGGGAUAAUAAUAGGAUAUCGUGUUAUUUGGGAGAUGAUAGAAGAUGACAAUAAGAACACGCACGUUCCUCGAAAUUCAAGAGUGAAGGUUAUAAAUAAUGGAAGCGCAGUAUCGUAUCCAAUAGAAGGACUGGCGGCUUAUUCGGUGUACAACGUGUCCCUAAAUGCUAUAACUAGUAUUGGAAAUGGUUCUAAAGUUAAUGCCACAUCUCGUACCAAUGAAUCACUACCUGGUGAACCAGGAAGUGUUCAGCUGAUACCAGUUUCGGCAACAGUACUCAAUCUAACUUGGAAGUCACCGUCUGAUCCUAACGGGAUAAUAAUAGGAUACCGUGUUAUUUGGGAGAUGAUAGAAGAUGACAAGGAGAACAUGUCGGUUCCUGAAAAUUCAAGAGUGAAGGUUAUAAAUAAUGGAAGCGCAGUAUCGUAUCAAAUAAAAGAACUGGAACCUUAUUCGGUGUACAACGUGUCCUUAAAUGCUAUAACUAGUAUUGGAAAUGGUUCUAAAGUUAAUGACACAUCUCGUACCAAUGAGUCACUACCAGGCAUUCCUAGUAAUCUGCAGUGUGGUCUGUCCGCCAGUAAAUCUUUGAAUAUCAUUUGGUCGCAGCCUAGCAAUCCAAACGGUAAAAUACGUCAGUACAGUGUGUUGUGGAGAAAAAUUAAAGACAAGAACGAAGAGGAAGACGUCCCAGAAGGGAAAGUAAGAUUCCUGAAAACCAAAUACGAAAAUAUCACAGAAGGUGGACUUGAACCUUUCACAAGAUAUAAAGUUAGUGUUUCAGCUCGUACUCUUGAAGAGCUGGGUUAUGGCGCAGCAGAUGAGAUACAAUGUGAUACUGCAGAAGACGUGCCGAGUGGUAUCCCCGCUAGUGUAGAAGCCGAGCAUUUGGGUCCGUUUAGAGCUAGAGUGAAGUGGAAACGCAUUAAAAAAUUAGAUUGGCAAGCAGCGAGCAUCAACUACAUUGUAACCUACACACUGGAGAAUGGAGCUAAGCCUGAACCACAUCAAAAAGUCGUUCCCUCGAAUGAAUUGGAGGUCGAAUUGUCCGGAUUAUUUGAAAAUUCUACAUAUUCAGUUCAUGUUUUGGCAAAUAAUACUGUUGGCGAUGGUGGCAGAAGUGAGAGUGUGACUUUCAGAACUAACUCGUCUUUUCAUCCUGAAGAAGUUACAGAAAACACCAUUACAAUCACUUUGGAAAAAUUUGAGAACGAAAACGUCAGAAUCUACCAGAUUAUUGCACUGCAGGUUGUCAAAAUAAACGGAGAAUAUCAGGAGUUGCCUGAUAUAACAACUCUAGAAGUAACCCGUUAUUACCAUAACAGAACAGAAAACGAACCGUACAUCACCGCAGAGUUUGGACCAAGCGAGUUUAAAAAAAAAUUCAUUAUUGGAGACGGAAAGUCGUACAACGCAAGGAGAAAGAGAAGACAAGCUCCCAAUGAUAUUGAAAAUGGAAAACUCGAAAGUGGUGCUGAAUACCGUUUUUUACAACGUGGCUUAAAUAAAGAUCGCAAAGUUAUUGAAAAUAAAAAAUGGACUCCUCCAUUGUUUACACGAAAGAAAAUUGGCCCAGAUGACGGUGGCCCAGGUGGCGGUGUUAUUGCUGCUGUUGUGGUGGCUGUUAUCAUAGUUAUUGUGCUUGUAUCAGUCGUCUUGGUGUAUGUCAGAAGACGAAACAGUAAUGGUACUUAUUAUAGAAGAAACGAUCAAGAAGAUAAAGGUGGCGUCAAUCUUGGUUAUCAUUCAGGAGAAGUUAUCCCAGUUGCUAACUUCAGUGAGCAUUGUAGAAUACUUGCAGCUGACUCGAAUUAUAACUAUUCUCAAGAAUACUCACAAAUACCACGCAAGAACGCCAGCCACACCAUGCACCAUGCUCAAAAUCAGGAAAAUCGUGAAUGUAACCGUUAUAACAACAUUCUGUGUUACGAUGUCACUCGUGUUGUUUUGGAAACUGAUCCUGAAGGCAAGGAUUAUAUCAAUGCAAGUUUCUUGCAAGGUUUUGAAAAGGAAAAAGCGUAUAUUGCCUCACAAGGGCCAUUGGAAAAUACAUGCGAAGACUUUUGGAGAAUGGUUUGGGAGAACUUCACCAGUACAAUAGUAAUGGUAACUGGUUUGGAAGAAGGUCGUAAAAUCAAAUGUCACCAAUACUGGCCAUCGUCUGAAAGUAUGGAAUAUGGGCAAUUUGUGGUUACCCUAGUGGAGGAGAUUGAACUGACUGACUAUACCAUCAGAAAAUUCACACUUAAUUCACGAGGUGAACGCCAAGAACGUUCGAUCAAACAAUUUCAUUACACUGCCUGGCCUGAUCAUGGAGUACCGAGCAGUCCCAGCUCUUUAUUGAAUUUCGUACGCAAAUCAUCCGCCGCAAAUCCCCCAAAUGCAGGACCAAUGGUUGUCCAUUGCAGUGCAGGUGUGGGUCGUACUGGAACCUACAUUGUAAUUGACACUCAGUUAAAACGUAUUGCGAAGCACAAGACUAUUGAUGUCUAUGGAAACGUUCAAGCGUUGCGAAAUCAACGUUUGAUGAUGGUUCAAGUGGAAGAUCAGUACAUAUUCAUUCACAAUGUACUACUUGAAGCCAUUAAUAGCGGUGAAACUGAAAUUCAGGUUGAGGAUUUCCCUGAAACAAUGAAACAAAUGAUGAAUGUGAAUCCUGAAACAGGAGUUCCUCGCGUCGAAGAAGAGUUUCAAAGUCUGGGACGAGCUGUGAUCCCACCAGUGCAGUUUAAAGCGGCCAAUAUGAACUGCAAUAAACAAAAAAAUCGAUAUGCAAACGUUUUGCCGUAUGACGAUUCCAGAGUUAAAUUAUGUCUAAUUCCUGGUGUUGAAGGCUCCGACUAUAUCAAUGCCAACUUCAUUGAUGGCUAUAUGAAGAAAAAAGCUUUCAUUGCCACGCAAGCACCUAUCCCGGAUACCAUUUCCGAUUUUUGGAGAAUGGUUUGGCAGGAAUCGUCUCUAACAAUUGUCAUGUUGUCAAAUGAAAUGGAAAGUGGACGAAUCAAAGUGCACAGAUAUUGGCCUAACAAAGCUCCAGCGGUUAUUGGUGAUCUCAUGGUUGAGCUGAUGGGAGAACAGAAAUACGAAGAGUACAUCUUGCGAGAGUUCAAACUGACAAAUACAAAGGAGAAAGCCUCUCAUGUGAUUCGUCAGUAUAACUACACCACAUGGCCGGAUGUUGGUUCACCAGCGUCGUCUGCUGGUAUGAUAGAUCUUAUUGGUCAAGUUCAGAGAUGGCAACAACAGUCUGGAAACAAAAUCAUCACUGUACAUUGCAGUGCUGGUGUUGGCCGCACUGGUGUUUUCUGUGCUCUUUCAAACCUCAUCGAGCGUUUGAAAACCGAACACGUGAUUGAUGUAUUCCAAACGGUGAAAACGUUACGUCUGAAGAGACCAGCAAUGGUACAAACAAAGGAACAAUACGAGUUCUGUUAUCAAACUAUCCAAGAAUAUUUGGACUCGUUUGAACUGUAUGAUAAUUUUAAUGUGGGUUAGACUCAUUUAGAGGUAGUGUUGGACCUAUUUUAUCUGAUAAUUAUUGAAUUCAUCCGCGAAGCUUCUAAUCAAAAUUAAUGAGAAAAUGAAUAAAAAGCACAUGGGAGAUAUUUAGGAAUAUGAAAUAAGAAAUUGAUAAAGUUUAGCUAGUAAGAACGAAAUGGAUUUGUAUUCUAAUUACGGAAGAAACUCUGCAUAAUCAAAAUUUAAUUUAUGAAGCUCUUACACAAUUAGCAAGCAUGUCUAAAGAGAUUGUACGCAAUAUAUAAGCAGUAUUUUGUAAUCAAACUUUUGUAAUUUAACAUAACGCAUUUUUAUACUUGUAAAACUCAAUAAAUCGUAUUUUUCAUAUCAUUUUC
This is a messenger RNA of Dendronephthya gigantea, 9994 nucleotides long. RefSeq names its product receptor-type tyrosine-protein phosphatase F-like. The record is from RefSeq and is a predicted model, not a curated record. Lineage: Eukaryota; Metazoa; Cnidaria; Anthozoa; Malacalcyonacea; Nephtheidae. The coding region runs from base 111 to 9635 and encodes 3174 amino acids. Gene Ontology annotation, molecular function: protein tyrosine phosphatase activity; protein binding; calcium ion binding. The transcript is spliced from 56 exons. Gene Ontology annotation, biological process: protein dephosphorylation.